Messenger RNA from Cherax quadricarinatus, 6409 nucleotides. RefSeq names its product Rac family small GTPase Mtl (gene Mtl). Gene Ontology annotation, molecular function: GTPase activity; GTP binding. Gene Ontology annotation, biological process: small GTPase-mediated signal transduction. Lineage: Eukaryota; Metazoa; Arthropoda; Malacostraca; Decapoda; Parastacidae. The record is from RefSeq and is a predicted model, not a curated record.
AAAAGAUUCAACAGGACAAGGGCUUUUAAGAAGAAAAACAUCACCAAAAGCUAACGGGAGGGAGACACAAGCUUACCCAUUUAGAACCCUGCCUCAACCAUACAUGGUGUGAAAGAGAGCAGGGAAGAUGUCAUCUGGCCGUCCCAUUAAGUGUGUGGUUGUGGGAGACGGUACUGUGGGCAAGACCUGUAUGCUCAUAUCCUAUACCACAGACUCCUUCCCUAAAGAAUACGUCCCCACAGUAUUUGACAAUUACUCAGCACCAAUGGUGGUGGAUAGCAUUCCUGUCAGUUUGGGGCUUUGGGACACAGCGGGGCAAGAAGACUAUGAUAGAUUGCGACCCUUAUCGUAUCCACAGACGGAUGUGUUCUUGAUCUGCUUUAGUGUGGUGAGUCCGUCCUCCUGUGAGAACGUCACCUCUAAGUGGUAUCCAGAAAUUAAGCACCAUUGUCCAGAUGCACCUAUUAUUCUUGUUGGCACAAAAAUGGACCUAAGAGAAGACAAGGAGACUCUAGCACUCCUAUCUGACCAGGGACAAUCUCCAGUUAAGAGAGAAGCAGGCCAAAAACUAGCAAAUAAAAUCAGAGCUGUGAAAUACAUGGAAUGCUCAGCACUAACACAACGAGGACUAAAGCAGGUAUUUGAUGAAGCUGUGAGGGCAGUACUCCGGCCAGAACCCAUGAAGAGAAGACAGCGCAAGUGCUCAGUCCUCUAAGGUUGAAAAACUGGCUAGUCCCACCACUAUCUCUAAUGCUGUCUCCCCCAUUCUGCCUCAGAUUCCCAGUCAAGCGAGUAUUAAGUCAGGUUUCUGCCCCAUUUCCAACUAAAAGCAAUAUUUGUGACCAGAUAGGUUAUUUUCACCAUUGGUGUUUUUCCGUAAACCUGCAUUUUGAAUUUUUUAAUAUUGUUAUAUUUGGCCUUGUAUUUUCUAGCUGUGUUAAGCCAAAUGUGUGAUUAUUUCUUUUUACAUACAUUUGAUAGGGAUUGUAUGUAAUCAUGUGCAGCUGUUCUUGAAAUAGUGUUGCUAGUUGGAAGCUGACUAGGAACUUCAGGAUAAUCUUUUUUGGAAAAGAAUAUGAAAUGUAGAGAAAUUAGUUCGGUAUUACAUGUAUGGGUGUUUGUACAAAUGUACAUGUGCAUUUGUGUGUGUGUGUGUGUGGAUGCAUGAGUGCUUGUGUGUGUGUAAAUAUACAGACAUGCAUAUCUUUGUCUGUGAGUGUAAGUUAUCCUACUUGAGCAGCAGCUGCUAAUCAGUAUAACUCUAUCUUUGGGUACCAACAAGAGCUUAUUCCUAUUUAUUGUUAUCCAGUACAUUCUAGAAUGCACAAUGCCAUCUAUAUUAUUAAGAAAUUACUUUAUGUUUUAUAUUUAAUGUGUUGAAAUGAUGCAUAAUUUUUUUUAGUUACAAUAAUGCAUGUGUUUGUUUUACUUGAAACCAAGCGUUUAUGGUGUUUUACUCGUAUCCAGUAUAUAUCCAAAACUCAGCUGGCAAAAGGUUUAGAUUGCUUUAUUUUGAAUUUCUCUACAUUUUAAAUAACUCUUGUUACUCAUUAGAGAGACCCUGGAGUAAUGUGAACAGCAACUGCUUUACAAAAUACCUGUGAUAAUAGAGGAAUCUGAAUUGACCUGGCAGUAUAUUAACAGGGUUUGAUUGGCUCUUCUGAUAAAGAAUUUGUAUCUCAGAGUUUUAGAUGUUUAAUAUUGUAAAUAAGUAAAUAAUUCAACAUUUCAAGACCAGUGAAUGCCCUGGAUAACUGAGGUGUUCAUAAUAUAUACAAUCCACCAGUGAAACCUUCUUGUCCCCUUGAGGUUGGAGGUCCCUGCCUCCUUUACCCCUCAGAUUCCUGUUUCCCUUACCAAACCUUGUUUAUGACCUGCACUUUCAUGUCUCAACUCUAAAGGGGUUAACAAGUUUUAGCUCUGGGUUAGAGUCCCUAUGAAGCUCUUACACUGCAGUUCAAACUCACCAGGUUCUAGAAAGCAAGCCUUGCAUUGCCCUACAGGCAGUUGUAGCUGUGUGGUGUGAUAUCAGAGAUUCAGUACUCGACACUCUGUUGGCUAGGUGCAACUUUCUCUGCUAAUUUGUAAUUAAAAGAAGGGUGCAGAGUUUCCUUUUAUGCCUGAUCUCGGAUCAUUUUCACGGCUCUUUUUUUUAACAUGUACACUUAAAACGGCAACUACUGAUAGCUGUGAAACUUUGUUUCUGGCUGCCUUUCAUUGACAUGUAAAAAUUUUAUAUUUCAUCAACGUUGUGUAGUGUAUCUUAUUAAUGAUUUACCUUUUAUUUGUGAGAUGGUAACACUAAAUAGAAUUAGUUAAGUUUCCUUCAUUUGUAAAAGAUAAGUAUGUUUUAAUAUGUCCGUUUAUGUCAUUACUUUGCUUAAAUUACCAAAUUAUGAUCCCCCUCCCCCUUAGAAUAUCCUUAGCAUGAGAUAUUAUAGUUGAAGGGGGUCCAGUUGCUGAAUUAUGUCCAGUCUUAGUGUUCCACUGGACAGUCAAAAGUAUCAGUGUCUAAUUCAUGGUGCUUCUGUGUUUUACAACUCUUUCUUAUUCUUUCAUAAGGCCAUUAUUAUCUCUUCAGUUAUUGUAUAAGUUGUCAUAGAAAUGAACAAGUAAAUUUUAAUAUAUAAUUUUUUUUUUUUUUUUUUUUUUUUUUUUUUUUUUUUUUUUUUUUUUUUUUUUUUUUUUUUUUUUUUUAGCUCUUUCAAGUUGUCGAUUAUCAUCAUAGUUUGGGUGAAAGAUUCAUACCAAAAGCAAUGAACUAAAGGAAGGCUGAGUGCAGCAAGUAAAUUGGUCUCCAAAAUUCAUAAUAAGUAUUACAUGUAUUGCUGACUAGUAAUAAAUGUUAAACCCAUAUAUAUAAAUUGUAGUUGCAUGGACAAAAGCAAAUCGUGUGAUUUAUAUUCUCAGGCUAUAGUCAAGUUUAUUUGAAUAAAACAAUUACCGUGUCUUAAGAAAGUUUUGUUUAACUGUCAGCCUUCUUUAAAUAUAAGAUAUUUGCAAUAUAAUCAUCAAAUUAUUGUAAAUAUAGAUAGCAUUAAUAGAGCUUAACCUUGUUUUUAAGCAUAAUUUUACACAGGCACGGUUAAAGUAAAUAAAAAUCCAAGUAUUGAGUCUUAAUGAUGAUGGUCAUGCAUAUUGUACUCUUAAUGAAACAUAACAGAACUAGAAUAUAUAUGUAAUCAAAACUUCACUAUUUUAACCAAUUAGACCAUUGGAUUAGACACAAGUUUCUUAAGCAUUAGCACAGUUUGUCAGUUUCUCACAAAUCUUGAAAAAAAAAAAAUGUUAAUUUUAUUCAAGGUGAAUAUUGCACAGCAUACUUAAGAUUCACUGAAAGUUAUAAUCUUUGAUUCUCUUUAAUUUUCUGAGGUAAGUGAAAAGUCUUGAAGAUAUUAUCUACCACUCUUGUAUACAUCAGUGAAUAUAAUUUCAGAAAUUUUGAAAAAAAUGAGGGGGUAUAUUGUACACAAAAGUUUCUGAUAAGUUUAUUAAGUGAUAAACUAAAUAUCAGCAUGAAGUAAUACUGUUCUUGGAAUGUGGAUUGAGUGAUUUGUAGCAAGUUGAUUCAUUGCAUUCCAUAGAUAUGCUCUACCAGUAACUAACAUUAAAGCUAUUCAAAAUGGUUUACUGUAAUACUUGACCUAAGUGUGUUCUAUGUCAAAUUACCAAAGGUUUGAUAUUAGUUCUUUUAUCAGAGGAAGUUCCUCAGCAUAAAGUUAUAUUUAUUCUGUUUACAUUCAAGAAUGACAAAGGCUCAACUAACUAUAUGCAUAAUUAUUAUAGCCAAACAAGGCACAUCAGUUACUUAGUGUACAUGAGCUUUUGCAUAUAUGCUCUAGGACAGCAGCUUGGAUUGGUAUCUUAUAGUUUGGAGGGUCAUUUGAAUUGUGAUGUUUGUACACUUGUGGAAAGGCAGCUAGAGAAUAAGUGAUAUUGAGUAUUUCCUUCUUUGUAUCACCCUGCUAGGAUGGGAAAUGCUGAUGUGUUGAUAAAAAAUAUAGCAGCAGCAUGCUCAAUUUGUAAUAUUUAAAAGAUGCAUUUUUUUUUUACUUUAGCAUGCCUAACAUGAAGCCUAAACUUUAAGGUUUGAUUUUUUCAAAAAUAAGUUCUGUUUUUAAUCAGGGGAAUGUCUUGUUAUGCAGAUAAUUGAUUUCCUCUUAAGAUACAGUUUGCUUGUUUUAGGAGUAAUCUAACAUAAUCAGUUGACAUUCAUCGCUCUAGUUAUUUAAUGUAAUAGCUGUCAAUUAAUCAGUUAUCACUAGAGUUCAGUUCAUCACGUUGCAUCCAUUACAGGUACAAAAAUAAAUUCUGCAUUUUAUUCUUGUGUCAUUUGUGGAAAUAUGCAUACAGGUGUCUGCAUGAAGAGUCUGUAAUAGUAGACUGUAUACAUAUGUUUCGUUUAUAUAUUCUUAAGGGUUAUUUUUUGCUGAAUUUAUGCUUCUGAUAUUACUUAAUUUGACAUGUAAGAUAUGUGAAGAGGUUGCAAAAACAAAAAUUUAUUAGUAUGUCAUAAAAUAUUUUCUUUUUAUUGAGGGUUCUUUAUUAUUAUAUUAUUAUUAUUAUUAUUAUUAUUAUUAUUAUUAUUAUUAUUAACCUGGGACUUGUUUGGGGUAAUGAAUGUGGUGUCCACCUUAACCUACAUUCAUUAAGUAUAUACACAUAAACAGAGAAACACACAUUUGUGCAUGACUAGGUACACAAGCGUGGAGAGAAGUGGUGCACUCCUCUUGUAUUUGUGAUAUUCUUCACUCUAGCAUUUCAGCUGAGUAAUGUUUAUAACUGUUUAUUUAAAUUCUCUUGAUUCCUCUACAAAUACUGCAUCAGUGGUAGCAAGAUUCUGUAUUUGGUUUAGCCCUCUGUCCCUAAGAUGAACCUCUCUCUCUUGUGUUCCAGAUAUCAGGUCUUCUAAUUAUUUCAGGAAUAGCAAUGUGCUGUAGGUCCAUUGUGAUAUUGUGCUAACAUGGCAGAAAUGUGCCCUAUGAUGUGUUUUCAUGCGGUUGCAAUGUAAUUUAAUUCAAGUAUUUGUGUAGAGGGUGUUGCAUUUAGUUCAUUAAUUUUACUUCAGAAUAGUGAUAUUAUAGGGAUUGUUACCAAACAAAAUUUGGGACUAGUGCUGGUGCAUCUGAUCCUGGGAUCAUGCAAGGUAGGUAGAACUUGUUGCAGAAAGAUUAAUCACAUCAAAAAUCUAUACUUAAAUGUUAAAUUUCUGAGAGGUUGCCACCCUACAUAGCUUUGACAGGUACUGCAGCUUUACCAUUUUUUAUAACUACAGUAAUGAGAGUCCACUGGAAUGUGAAAAUAUAAAAUACAUUACUACUUAAAGUACCUUGUAAAUAUGACAAUUAUGUUUCUAGUUUAUUUUUCAUUGAUACUGUUCCAUACAUGAAGUAAUUUUUGUCACUGGCUAGUUUCUGAAUAUUAAUGAAGUACUGUAUAUCAAUUUUUUUAGCUGUGAAUUAAGGUAUUUAAUUUAAUAAUGGAGACAACAAAAAAACUAUAACUAGCUUUAAAACUCAAAUUCUGGCAUACAAAACCUUUAGCAGCAAGUGAGGAUAUGAGUGCAUGUUCUUUAAAUAUAUAUUUAUUAGGUUCAGUUGUAUGUCCAAGAUUGUAUUGUAUAUGUAUAUAUCUAUAUAAUUUUUUUUUUUUAUUGCAUGCUUUUGAAUCUUGAGAUAAUAAAUUAUUUAAAUUUGGGUUUCCCUUGAAAAAUGACUUGAUAGUAUGUAAUGACAGAGGCAUACUACAUGUUGCUGCUAUUUUUUAGGUAACCCAAAAGCCACAAAGCAGAUAAUGUGUCUUGUCUCCAUGGUGACAGGGGUUAAUCACAGAAAAUUGCUAAUACCUACAAUUACAUCAGGUCUUCUGAUACUCAGCUGGUGGCUAAGAGUUCUUUACUGUGCUUUAUAUUUUCAGAGUAUUUUUUAUAUUUAUCCCACUUGUAGGAUAUUCAUGCACUUGUAGGUCACAUUGCAGCUUCACGAACUUCAAAUUAACCAAAUUGUGUGUGUCUUAAUGAAAAACAUGCUUCAAAAUAUUCAUACUUACUCGUACACAUACAUGCAUGCAUACAUACUUGCAUGCAUACACACAUAUACAUACAUCAGGACACAGUACAUCCCAACACAAAAGUGUAAGAAAACUGGUCAUUGGUAUAAAUGACACAACUUGAAAAUAAAAUAAGAGAAGUAUUUAUAUACAGUCUUCAUUAAUUUAUUUGAAUUUGUUCCCUAAACAUGUACUAUAUGUACUAUAUGUUAGGCUUUUUAGGCAAAACUUUGCAUCUUAGCUUAUUUGGCAAGGAUCACCUUAGCUUCUUGCAAAACAAGCAGAGUUUAUGUUCAUUUUUCUACUGUGGAAAAUUGAAGUGCUGCAUUGAUGAUAAUGUUAAAUAAAGUUAGGCUAAAGA